Messenger RNA from Vidua chalybeata, 5464 nucleotides. RefSeq names its product tripartite motif containing 66 (gene TRIM66). Gene Ontology annotation, molecular function: protein binding; zinc ion binding. The transcript is spliced from 21 exons. The record is from RefSeq and is a predicted model, not a curated record. Bases 1237 to 5034 code for a protein of 1265 amino acids. Lineage: Eukaryota; Metazoa; Chordata; Aves; Passeriformes; Viduidae.
GUUUUUGUAGGUGCAACUUUGUCUUAGCAACAGGAGCUGCAAGAAAUGACAGAUGAAGUGAGCUGAGAGCCUGUGCUGCUUUAGUGACAUUUGCCCCUGAUAGAUGGUUGAUGAAGAUGUACUGUAAAAAGUGAGCUUGUGUAAUAGGCACUGAUAAAAUGUUAAUUAAACCACAGGUACAGCUGGCCCAGCUCAUUUCUAAAGGGACCUCUGGUUUUGGAAUUGGAAUCUGGAGUUUUAGUGAGUGAAAACCCAAACCCAGAUCUGCUUACUAACCAUUUCCACUGGAAUCUACCAGAAGACAGAAUCCCUCAGGAGAAGAGAUAGUACUAAGAUUAGAGCUGCUGCUCUUCUGUGCUGGAGAAAUCUGGAGAUUGAAGCUAAUUCCUGUAGCUUCAAUUCCAUCCUGCUGGUAGCAGGGCCACCAUGCCAGGGCAAUCAGCAGCUACAUGGGACUCUGGUCCCAGGAAGUUGGAUCAGCUGGAAGAGUGGCUCCAGAGGAAAUGAGGCUUUAUCUGCUUUUUCUCCUCUGAUACAACUUGCAGGAGUUGCUCUUUGCAGUCUGUAUCUGAUCAACAUCUCUGAAAAUCUCAGAACUGAGGAUGAAACAUGAACUGCAAAACUCUCACUUGACCUUGGGGAGCUUAGGCUGGUGGGAGGAACACUGGGAAGCUCAGGUUUGGUCUAUAAUCUGAUCUAUGGUCGUCUUGAUAGCUACAAUUUGAUUACUGCAAAGUGCUUUUUCUAUAAAGAAAGAUUGUCAGAAGAUGCUGUACAUUUUUCAAAGCAGCUUUCUAACAUGCAGUGCUGAAAUGAUGGAAUUAUGGGUAUUAUUUUCUUUACCUGAAAACUGUAAAAUAUUUGAGUGAAAUUGUAAAAGCAGCCAGAGAAUCUCAUCAUUUUAAUUGCACAGUUUCAGUGCUUCUAGCAGGAAAUGUACAGCAUGUGACAAUUCAGCUUUGUAAGUAGAUCAAUAGAACAGAUUAGUUCAGUUUUUACAGAAGUUGCAAAUACUAGAGAGAUAGUGGCAUCAUGGUUUGUAAACCUUAAACCACGCUUUCCUGCACAGCAAUCUGCAAAGAUAGUCUCCUCUGUAAAGCAGGUAUGUGAUUUUCAGCUGCAAGGAACUUUUUUUUUUUUCCACAGGGGCUACAUGAAUGUUUGAUCGUGCAUCCUGUGUUUGCCCUCUGGUUUGCACUUGAGUGAUUGAGUGUUUUGUGAAGUGUAGGGCUUGUCAUGAGCCAUUUUGUGACUCUUCAUGUUUUCAGGGCCAGACUUCAGCCAGCAGGAAUGGAGACUCUGGAUCUGUUGUGGAAUUGUUUGGUGUGCAAAUGGGAGCUGCGGAGGAGGGAGCCCAGAAUGCUCCCCUGCCUCCAUUCCUUCUGUAAGGACUGCCUUCCAGGUUUGAUCCAAGGAUACAGCUGUGUUCCCACUGAGUAUGAAGUUCUCUAUGAAGGUAUCCUUUCCUGCCCUGUGUGCAAACAGACCUGCUUUGCAAGGGAUGUAGUUGAGAAUUUCUUCCUCAAGGACUUUCCCAUUGGUGAUUCAGCUAUGGCAAAGAGCUGCUCCAGGUGCAAAGAGAAGAGACCUGCUCACAGUCUCUGCACAAGAUGCAAUAAGUGGUUGUGCAGCUCAUGCACAGAGGAGCACAGGCAUGGCCAGGAACCUGGAGACCCCUUCCUGUCCUUAUCCCUGAAAGGCUGCACAGCAGCUGAAGAUGAAGGAAGGGAGUUUUCGUUGUUCUGUCCAGUGCACUCUCAAGAGGCACUGAAGGUGUUUUGUGAGACAUGUGACACCCUCACCUGCCGCAGCUGCCUCCCGUCAGAGCACAAGGAGCACAGGUUCAGGCAUCUUGAUGAAGCUCUGCAAAAUCAGAGAAUUAUCCUGGAGAAUGUCAUAACUAAGGUGGAGGAGAAAAAAAAUGGGAUUCAGGUUUCAGCUAAACAGAUUGAAGACAGGUUGCUUGAAGUAAAACAUCUGUACAAAAAGGUGGAAAACCAAAUAAAAAUGGCCAAGAUGGUUCUGAUGAAUGAAAUCGAUAAACGAACAAAUAUCCUCCUUGAACAACUGGAAAAAAUCACCAGUGAGAGGAAGCAGAGGCUGGAGCAGCAGCUGCAAGGUGUUGUGGUCUUAGGCAGACAGGUAGAACAUGUUCAGAACUUCAUCAGCUGGGCCGUGUGUAGUAAAAAAACCAUCCCAUUUCUCUUCAGUAAGGAACUGAUUGUGUUUCAGAUCCAGCGCUUGUUGGAGACAAACUGUAACACAGACACUGGCCCCCCUCUGAAGAUCAGGUUUGCUUGGGAUCCCUCCUACUGGACUAAGCAACUCUCCAAUUUGGGGGGUUUCACAAUGGAAGGUGGACACAUAUCUCACCCAGAUGUGCUAAUCUGUGGAAAUAUUCAAGGGUUACAACCCUCUCUGUACCAUGGGCACCACUCCCCAGCCUCCCAGCUGGAGAGCAGCCAGCCACACCAGUUCCCACCUGCGAUCCAGUGUUCUGCACCCAUGUGCUGCUCCCACUGCCUCAGCAUUCCUCACCCAAACAAAGCUCAGCCUUCUUACCAAGACACGAACCACCACAAGAACUUCCACCAGCCUCCUGCACUUCAUCAGCAGCACUUCCCUCUGCAGUACAGCUUGCAGCCCCAGGACAGAGAGCCACGGGGUGCCCCCCAGCCUGUGCCCCCCAGCCUGAAGCUCCCGCAGGCUGGGCUGGAGCAGCAGCCACACUCGGAGCUGGACAACAUGUCCGGGAGGGUGGCAAAGUCCUUCCCACCCCAGCAACUGCAGCAGGGUUGUGCUGGUGUGUCCCACGAGACUCAGCAGGUUCCCAUGAGCCACCCACAGGCUUCUCUGCAGACAUCAGCUGUGGGAGUGCAGCUGGGCCAUGCCCAGAAGACAAAAUCCAACCACAUGCUGCAGCCACCCCCACAGCAGCAGCAGCUGCCACUGGCAUCCCCCUCGGCAGGGCACAACGAGAACACCCACAAGCAAGUCAUCCAGCAGAGCCUGGACAUCAUGCACCAUCAGUUGGAGCUGGAGGAGAUGAAAAAGGAUCUGGAGCUUCUCCUGCAGGCCCAGGGACAGUCCAGCUUGCAGUUGAACCAAGCCAAGCCACCUCAGCAUGUUCAACAGACUAUAGUUGGUCAGAUCAACUACAUAGUGAGACAGCCAGCCCCAGCACAGCAACAAGUCCAAGAUGAAGCACAAGUCUGUGAGAGCUCCACAGAAGCUGAUGCCCAGAAGCCUGUAAUUUCUCUUGAUAAAAGUGACAAUCCCUCCCUGUCACAAUCACUAGAUGAAGCAGCCAGUGGCAGGAGCCACUCCCCUGAGAGCACACUGCAGCAAUCAACUUUCCAUCCAGUGAGAAAGCAUUCAGCAUCCCCAAGCUCUGUGGGCUUUCCAAACUGUACAGAAAUGGAAUUAUCUCCGACAAGGUUAUCCAGCUCGGCUGACACAGAGGCUAAAGGUGCAGCUGCUGUGACACUUGGCCCGUCCCCAGAUGCCCUCUGUGAGUGUGACACUGCACCAGAGCCCCUGUCUAGCUACAGCCUGGCUCUGGGCAGGGUUCCCAGUGACCUGAGCCCUGGGGCUCCUGCUGGCCUUACACCAGGUGAUGCACUCCAGGGAGGCACUAAAUGCAAGCUAGAAAAUGAAGACUUCAGUGCUGUGGAUUGUCUUCUAGAAAACAGCUUCGCUUCUGCUGGGCAAGAGGUAGUUAAUGAAUUAACUCUUUCUAUGCAAAAAGUGAUGGAAGAACCUAUUAAUCUUUCAAUCAAAAAGUCUCAGCAUUGCACUUCUCCUUCUGAACUGCUCAGCAACACUUCUUUCCUGCCUGUGAAUGCCAGAAUGAGACAACCUAGAAGCAAAGAAGAUUCCAAUAACUGUGAAAAGGAAGAUUUUGAAAUGGAUAUGAAAAGCAAUCAGAAUGUCAGAGCUGCCCCAAAGGAGCAUAAGAUCCCCUAUGUGCGGCUGGAACGUCUGAAGAUAUCUGCCUCAGAAGUGGGGCAGCUGCCGGUGUUUAAGCUCCAGCCACAGGACAAUGAGCAGGAUGGCAAUUUCCUCCUGGUAAUUGAGUGUGGGACACGGUCCUCAAGCAUGUCUAUAAAGAUAAAUAAAGAUAGUCCAGCUGAAGGACACAACUUCAAAGAGGAGAACUCAGAGGACAGGAGAUUUCUCAUCUCCCAGGCUGUAGGACAGACACAAUCUCCAUUUGUUGAUCAGAAGCUCAGCAAUGGCAUCUCCAGCAUGAAAAAAUCCCCAGUUACUCAGGAAGUCAGUCCAAUUGAAAAUGAGGAUUUCUGUGCUGUGUGUCUUAAUGGAGGAGAACUGUUGUGCUGUGAUCACUGCCCCAAGGUCUUCCAUCUCUCCUGCCAUGUUCCAGCCCUGCUCAGCUUUCCAGUGGGAGAAUGGGUGUGCUCGCUUUGCCGUAACCCAGUGAAGCCAGAGGUGGAAUAUGACUGUGAAAACACACGCUACAGCCACAGCUGCAAUGCACAAUAUGGCCUUGGGGACUGUGACCAGAAGAAGUGUGAAAAGCUGGUGCUCUCCCUGUUCUGCAGCAGUAUGAGCCUCCCGUUCCAUGAACCUGUCAGUCCCCUGGCUCGGCAUUAUUAUCAGAUCAUCAAAAGGCCAAUGGAUUUGUCCACCAUACGAAGGAAGCUGCAAAAAAAGGACAAGUCCCACUACUCUGCACCUGAGGAACUUGUGACUGACGUGCGUCUCAUGUUUUGGAACUGUGCAAAGUUCAAUUAUCCAGAUUCCGAGGUUGCUGAGGCUGGACGGUGCCUGGAUGAGUUCUUUGAGGACAAAUUGAGAGAGAUCUAUCCAGACAGGCAUUUCCCUUCAAUGCAACAGGAUGACUCUGAUUCUGAAGACGUGGAGAGCCACAACAGCCAAGUGCCAUCUCAGGAUUUCCAGUGGCCGUCGUACGGGCAGGAAUGCGUGCAGCCCAAAAGGAAGCGGCGCCACGCUGAAAGCGAAAAAACUAAAAGAGUGAUGUUUCAGCCAGCUAACAGCCUUCCUCAGGUAUGACCUCCUCAAGAUACGAGAUUUGAGGAAUCCAGCAGCGUGCCUGGCAGAGUUAAGGUGUGUGGGAGGAAAGCAAAGCACUCGGGCUGUUUAUUGAAACUCUCCUAUUCUGCUGACCAUAUGCCUUACUUCUAGAUCCAAAAUGUUAAAAUCUGUCAAUAUCCCAUCCCAGUUAAAUUACAUAUAUGUUUCGCAGUGUUUACACUGAAGUACUAAUGUCUUGGUCAUAGGUAAUGAUAAAUAAAAAUAACAUACUAAUGAUACCUCAUACUGCUGUACUAUGUUUCAUAAUUGUUCAAUAUGACAUCUCGAUUUUAUAGAGCACAGGUAACCAUGUAAUAGUCUUGCAACCUCAGUGUGAAUGUUGGCCAUGCUUUAUGACAAAUACAACAUGUAGCCAUUAAAGCUGUAAUCCUGUUGUCUUAUUCAAUGA